UAACGAGAAUUCGUGUCGUAAGAGGUUCAGUUGUGGUCAAGGACGGCCACAGUUGCAUAAGCUUACUUAAUGUAUGUACAUGUAACUAAACCGAGCGGGCUUUCAAAAUAAUUUUUAACUUUUCAAGACGCUACGUUGAAUCAUGUACCGAACAGCUUUUCGCGCGGGAAAGCGUCUGUACUCGAGCGGUUUACGGAAGGCAAUCGACAGUGAUUUUCCUGCUAAGUCUACAGAUAGGGCGAUCAAAGCUUCGCUGAUGCUGGUGCGAUGUUCGUCAAGUUCAAGUCAGAAAUUCAGUCUAAGUCAAAUCGCUCCAUCGUCAGAUGCAUUUUGUCGUCGACAUAUCGGACCUGAUGCCGAGGAGGAAAAAGAGAUGCUUCGAACACUCAACUUACAGCACAUAGAUGAUCUGAUCGACAAAACUUUGCCAUCCACAAUCAAGUAUACCAGGACCCUUGAAAUCGACGAAGCUCUAAGUGAACCUGAUCUUUUGGAGAAGUUACGACAGGUGGCUAAGCACAAUCAAAUCUGGAGGUCAUACAUUGGAAUGGGAUAUCACAACUGUCAUGUACCUACCACAAUCUUGAGAAAUAUUUUGGAAAAUCCUGGCUGGACCACACCCUAUACCCCAUACCAACCUGAACUGGCUCAAGGAAGACUGGAGUCCCUGUUGAACUUUCAAACAAUGGUCAGUGACCUCACAGGGCUGGAUAUUGCUAAUGCAUCACUUUUGGAUGAAGCAACAGCAGCUGCUGAGGCAAUGGCAUUGUGUUACAGGCAUACCAAGAAGCCUAAGUUUUUUGUGGAUAAGAAUUGUCAUCCUCAAACCAUUUCUGUUGUGCAGACAAGAGCAAGCACCCUAGGUCCUGAUGGGGAAGGUUUACAAAUAAUCAUUGGUGAUAAAGAAUCAUUUGACUUUUCCAAUAAGGAUGUCAGUGGAGUGCUUUUUCAAUAUCCAGACACCAGUGGCAAAAUUGAUGAUUUCUCUGAAUUGGUGAAAAAAGCUCAUGAUGUUAAGGCAUUAGCAGUGUGUGCUACAGAUCUUCUUGCCCUUACAAUACUGAGGCCUCCUGGGGAAUUUGGUUGUGAUAUUGCCAUAGGAUCCGCACAGAGAUUUGGUGUUCCCCUUGGUUAUGGAGGACCUCAUGCAGGCUUCUUUGCUGUGCGCAACAAAGGAAACUUAAACAGAAUGAUGCCUGGAAGAGUGGUUGGUGUUACAAGAGAUUCCCAGGGGAAAACUUGUUAUCGAUUGGCACUUCAAACACGUGAACAACACAUCAGAAGAGAGAAGGCCACCAGCAACAUUUGCACAGCUCAGGCCCUUCUUGCCAAUAUGUCAGCAAUGUAUGCAGUCUACCAUGGGCCAAAGGGAUUGAAAAACAUCGCUCAACGUGUACAUAAUGCAACUCUCUUGUUAGCAGAAGGGUUGAAACGUGCUGGACACCAUGUAGAGAAUGAUCUAUUCUUUGACACUUUAAAGGUCACAUCUGGCAUUGGAGAUGUUUCUGACAUUAUUGAGAGAGCUAACCAGCGGCAAAUUAACCUGAGAAUGUUUGAUGAUAAAACUGUUGGUGUAUCAUUGGAUGAGACAAUCAAAGAAAAGGAUUUAGCUGAUCUUUUGUGGGUGUUUGGUUGUGACAGUUCAGUUGAAUCUCUGGCUGCCAACAUGGACGAAGUUCCAGAAAGUAGCAUUCUUUCCAGCACUUACAAAAGAUUAAGUGACUAUUUGACUCACCCUGUUUUCAACAGUUAUCACUCUGAGACAAACAUUGUCCGAUACAUGAAGCUUUUGGAAAACAAAGACAUUUCCUUGUGCCAUUCUAUGAUCCCUCUGGGUUCUUGUACAAUGAAGCUUAAUUCUACAACUGAAAUGAUGCCUAUCACUUGGCCCAAGUUUGCGGACAUCCAUCCCUAUGCGCCAGUGGACCAGGCUCAAGGUUAUCGCCGUCUCUAUGAGGAACUGGAAAAAGAUUUGUGUGAAAUUACAGGCUUUGAUGCUGUGUGUUUCCAAUCAAACAGUGGAGCACAAGGAGAGUACACUGGUCUGAGAGCCAUCAGAGCGUACCAUGAACACAUUGGAGAAGAAAACAGAAAGGUAUGCCUUAUCCCUGUUUCUGCGCAUGGCACCAACCCUGCCAGUGCUCAAAUGGCUGGUUACCAGGUGCAAGUUGUCAAGGUGGAAGAUAAUGGAAAUGUCAGCAUGAGUGACUUGAAGAUGCAGGUUGAGAAGCACAGCAAAGAUUUGGCCGCCAUCAUGGUAACAUAUCCUUCCACUAACGGAGUCUUUGAAGAAGGAAUCAGGGACAUUUGUGACUUGGUACAUGAACAUGGAGGACAAGUCUAUCUCGAUGGUGCUAACUUAAAUGCUCAGGUUGGAAUUUGUCGACCAGCGGAUUAUGGCGCCGAUGUUAUGCACACAAAUCUCCACAAAACCUUCUGUAUUCCUCACGGGGGCGGAGGACCUGGUAUGGGGCCUAUCGGAGUGAAAAAGCACCUCAUUCCAUUCUUGCCGUCCCAUCCCGUGGUUGCACCUCAGAGUUCCAGAGGUGAACGUACCCAUCCAUUUGGGGUCAUUUCAGCAGCUCCAUAUGGCUCCAGUGCUAUUUUACCCAUUUCCUGGUCGUACAUCAAACUUAUGGGCCCCAAGGGUCUCGCACAUGCAACUAAGAUUGCAAUUUUGAACGCAAACUACAUGGCUGCCAGACUGAAGGAUCACUAUGAUGUUCUGUUCAUCGGAAAAGACGGUUAUUGUGCCCAUGAGUUUAUUGUUGACGCCAAAGAUUUCAAGAAAUUUGGUAUCGAAGCAAUCGACAUUGCUAAGAGACUUCAGGAUUAUGGUUUUCAUGCGCCCACUGUAUCUUGGCCAGUGAGCACUGCCCUGAUGAUCGAGCCCACAGAGAGCGAAAGCAAAGCUGAGUUGGACAGACUAUGCGAUUCGCUCAUAAUGAUCCGCGAAGAAAUCCGUUUUAUAGAAGAAGGCCUAAUGGAUAAAGCAAACAAUCCAAUAAAGAAUGCCCCACACACCCAGGAUGUAGUCACUGCAGAUGUAUGGGACAGACCUUACAGUCGAGAAGUUGCAGCCUUCCCCGCUCCCUGGUUAAAGGGAACUGCAAAAUUCUGGCCAACGUGUUCACGAGUGGAUGAUAGAUAUGGCGACCAACAUCUGGUGUGUUCGUGCCCACCUCUUGAGAGUUACGAUUAUGAAAAAACCAAGUCUUUUGCUUAAGAAUGUUACUGAACAAUAUAGAGGUGCCAUCCUUUGCUCGCUUCCAUGAAACCCGUGGGAUAUUGUGCUUGUCGGUAUGUACUUGGGAACAUCUGGUUUUGGCGUCUUCAAGAGAACGAACAAUUUGACCAAAAAUCGACGAAAUACACAGAGAAUUUAAGUAGUUUUCCAGAUUUAUCAAUGGCACAAACCUGGACAUGCUAAAUGUUUGCGAUAUCAGGACGAUACCUUGAACGGAAAUCAAUACGAACUCCUCACUUAGCAAACACGUAUGUACUCUCACGAGGUUUUACUCCGUAGAAGAUCAUAAGAUUCUUUUCAUAGAAGAAAGCCUUUGAGUCCAAGCUUUCUAGCUGAAUUUUCACCAAGAUGAGAAGCUUUAAUUUUCAGAACAGGAGGGAGCUACGUCACACUACUAAGUUAUUUUUGCAACUUUCAAAGUUAACGUUAAAUCAAAGGAAAGCUCAACAGACUAGUUUGCUAGGGUAGAACGCAUGGAAGUGGUAAAAAUAAAAUGUUAUUGGGGAACAAG
Molecule: messenger RNA, 3758 nt
Organism: Pocillopora verrucosa
Lineage: Eukaryota; Metazoa; Cnidaria; Anthozoa; Scleractinia; Pocilloporidae
Product: glycine dehydrogenase (decarboxylating), mitochondrial
Biological process (GO): glycine decarboxylation via glycine cleavage system
Cellular component (GO): glycine cleavage complex; mitochondrion
Molecular function (GO): pyridoxal phosphate binding; glycine binding; lyase activity
Source: RefSeq, a predicted model, not a curated record